Messenger RNA from Ostrea edulis (European flat oyster), 2449 nucleotides. RefSeq names its product acetylcholine receptor subunit alpha-like 1. The transcript is spliced from 5 exons. Lineage: Eukaryota; Metazoa; Mollusca; Bivalvia; Ostreida; Ostreidae. Bases 356 to 1894 code for a protein of 512 amino acids. Gene Ontology annotation, cellular component: postsynaptic membrane; synapse; neuron projection. The record is from RefSeq and is a predicted model, not a curated record. Gene Ontology annotation, molecular function: transmembrane signaling receptor activity; acetylcholine-gated monoatomic cation-selective channel activity. Gene Ontology annotation, biological process: signal transduction; monoatomic ion transmembrane transport; chemical synaptic transmission.
UAUCUGCCAAAUCAAUUACAGGGUAACAGACUGCAGCUCUCUGAUUUUUGUCGUGUUCUCUACUGAUACUUGUUUCAUCUGAAGCACUUCUGUCGAUAGGUGGCGCGAGUGUUGCGCUAACAAUAUGACUGUUCUUCCAGUGAAUUACAAUACCCCACUCUGAUCUCAUAAGUAAACAUUAAUCUUCGUCUAUUUUACAAAUAAGAUUUGUUCAAUGUAUAUAAAUGACCGCCAUAUACAAAAAUCAAUUAAUGACAGUGAAAAAUAUUUCUCCCCUCGUAACAUCUGGUGCGGGCUGAAAGUGAACGUAGCUAUUUCGGACGCGUGCGAGUUCGCACUUUAAAAUUCACGAGAAAUGACGAGAAUUAGUUGUUGGAUCCUGUGUUCUUUGAUUCUGUUUGUGAGUGGAAAUGACGACGCCAAACGGCUGUAUUAUGACUUGUUGAAAAGAUCCUACAACAAACUGAUCAGACCCGUGAGCAACAGUUCGGACAAACUGAUCGUCAAGAUGGGGAUCCGACUGUCACAGCUCAUCGACAUUGAUGAGAAGAAUCAGAUUAUGACGACAAACGUUUGGCUUAGACAGGAGUGGUAUGACAAUGGGUUAACCUGGAACCCCGUGGAGUACGGGGGGAUUAAGACGAUAGAGGUCCCCAUAGAUGACAUCUGGAACCCGGAUGUUGUGCUCUUCAACAAUGCCGAUGGUAAUUAUGAGGUGACCCUGAUGACGAAAGCUAUCCUCCAUCCCGAUGGCAAGGUGGUGUGGGAGCCCCCUGCUAUCUACAAAAGUUCCUGUAUGAUCGAUGUGGAGUUCUUUCCCUUUGAUAUCCAGCUGUGUAUCAUGAAGUUUGGGUCAUGGACCUACGACGGAAAUCAAGUGGAUCUCGUCCAUCUGUGUGUUUCCGAAAGCUCGUCCACGGAGGUCAUUCAGAAAGGGAUAGACUUCCGGGAUUUCUACCCCAGUGUGGAGUGGGACAUUUUAGAGGGAUCCGCCCAGAAACAUUAUAAACGCUACAUCUGCUGUCCCUCUCCAUUCCCUGACAUCACAUUCAGUAUCACCAUGAGGAGAAAGACUUUGUUCCACACGGUCAAUCUGAUCAUUCCAUGUGUAUCCAUAUCAUUUCUGACAGUCCUCGUCUUCUAUCUCCCUAGUGACAGUGGAGAGAAAAUUACUCUCUGUAUUUCAAUUUUGCUCUCAUUAACCGUGUUUUUCCUGCUUCUCGCUGACAUAAUCCCCCCUACGUCAAUUGUUGUUCCAUUGAUCGGAAAGUAUUUACUUUUUACUAUGAUAUUAGUGACUUUGUCCAUCCUUGUAACUGUGAUAGUACUUAACGUCCACUUCCGCUCGCCUUCUACUCAUACAAUGGCGCCAUGGGUGAGAAGAGUGUUCUUAAAUGUUUUGCCACGUCUUUUAAUCAUGCGCCGGCCAAACUUGGACAAUGAUCACAACACAAGGAGAGUGAUUAGGACUUGUAACGGUGUAGAAAUGACUGAAUCGUACAAAGAUAUGAUUCGUCGUAGAGCGGAACAGAGGAAAUUCGAGAACAGCAGCAACUUUCACGACGCUGUUGAGGACGAACUAAUGGGUAUUACCAAGGAAACGGAUCUAAGCGUCCGCCGUCGACAGAAACCGGUUCCCCGGGAGAUUAAGGACGCCGUAGACAGUGUGUGCUUCAUUGCUGAGCAUCUAAAGAAGGACGACAAAGAAAACUCGAUAAAGGAGGACUGGAAAUACGUUGCUAUGGUGUUAGACAGACUUUUUCUGUGGAUAUUCACGAUAGCUUGUGUGGUAGGGACGUUUGGAAUCAUCCUACAAGCUCCCACCCUCUAUGAUGACAGGCAAACCCUGACCCCACAGGCCCCCGAUGAUAGUUGUAUCAAACCUGAUUUCUGAUAAUGAUGUCAUGUUUAUUCAAUUUCAACGUCAGAUCAUGGUGCCACAUCAUAUUGAGUUUUGAGGACAACGCCGUAUUGCUAGUGAUUAUCACUGUAGACUUUUUAAAAAAAAUGAACAACGAUGAACACAAAUUACCAUGCAAUAAUUUAUACUCGAUUCGAAUUUACUCACUGUCUAUUUGUCCUUUUCUACAUGCACGUGUACAAGUACAAUUUCAGACACCCGCCCACCUAUAUAUGGAAUUUUAAUGACUCGAGUUCACAAAUAUUCCACAUUAACACUUUUUAAAACUUGAAUUAGCACACCCGGUCGAUAAAUGUCAGGCUUUUUUAUGUUUAAAUACAUGUAUACAUAUACAUUGUUCGAUAUCACAUGUGUAGAAAAAUAUGUAACACGUCAUUACGUGAAACAAAGAGUCCAGGAAACAUAUCAAAGAAAGAGAAUGAGAGAGAAUGCAAUAAAAUCAAUUCCGUGUAGACAAGGUGUGUUAUGUUCGUGUUUGUUAAUUCCAAGUUUAUUUUUGAUAAAAUUUAAUAAAUAUUAUGUACACUU